CUUUACUUCCUCUCAUUUGCUUCUCUCCACUUGUGCUCUCAUCGGUCACGGGCUCACGGCUUACGGCCUCUUUCUCGCAAUACCUAGAUCGAAGUAUCGAACAUUUCUGGAAUCCCUUCUGUAUUUGUCUUUGACUCUAGUUCUGCGAUCGAUCGAUCGAUUCUCAUGAGGCUGUUCUUCUGAUCGGAAGUGAUUUCUCCGAUUUCAGCGGUUUUUCCGGUUGUUUUAUUAAUGAGGUUUUUGCAGGGAGAGAUAUAAGUUUUUUGCAUUUUCUGGAGUUGAAAGAUGAAUUUUUUGGAGUGCAGAGCUCUGUUGUUGGAAAUGCAGUAUGGAAUCUUAGGGUUUCUAUGUUUUCUGGAGCUGAUUGAAGUGGUUAGAUAACCCUAGGUUCGGCUAUAUUUGGAAGAAUUUCGUGGUUUUAUCGUGAAUGUGGCUUUGGGUUAGUGUUUGUGGGCUUUUGAUUGGAUAAUGUAGCUCUUGGAGUCAUCCAUUUAGAAUCUGAUAUUCUGUUGGUCAAAAGAGGAUUAUUCUUGCUGUUUUCCGUAAUCUGUGUGCCCAAAGGUGGGGGUUUUGGGUGGAUUCAUGCUUAGAUGGUGAAUGGUAGUUUUUGGCUGUUGAAGUGGCCUCAAAUUUGUUCAACGUGGAGAAAUCGGGGGAUUUCCUGGGUGAAGAGCUGAGAUUGGAGGAGAAUCGAGGAGUUCUUCCAAUGUCGGGAGCUCCUAAAGUCAGGUCCAUGAAUGUUGCCGACUCAGAGGUUCGGUCGGUCCUAGGGCCUGCUGGAAACAAGACGAGGUCAACAGUUACAAGGAAACCUGCUUCCAAGCCUUUGCGGAAGGUGGAGAAAACGCCAGAACUUGCAGUGGAGGAGAAGAGAGUUCCUUCGCCUCCUGUUGCUGCUUCGCAUCCUAAGCUUCACUCGGUGCACGUUCCUUCAGUUUUGAGAAGGCAGGAGCAGUUAUUGCACUCUAAUUUGUCGCCCAAUGCUUCUUGUUCAUCAGAUGCUUCUUCUGAUUCUUUUGCCAGUCGAGCUUCUACUGGAAGAAUAACUAGAACGAGUAGCACUGCAAGCCGGAGAAAGCUAGUUGCUUCAAAGCCAGAUAAAGUUGUUCCGGAUAGUGUCUCCGUACCUCCACCUGAUACUCUGCAAGGUAAAAAGAGGUGUGCCUGGGUAACACCAAAUACAGAGCCAUGUUAUAUUGCUUUUCAUGAUGAAGAAUGGGGAGUUCCAGUCCAUGAUGACAAGACACUGUUCGAGUUGCUAGUCCUAUCAGGUGCUUUGGCUGAACUUACAUGGCCUGCCAUUCUUAGCAAAAGGCACAUAUUUAGGGAAGUCUUUUUGGAUUUUGACCCGGUAGCAGUCUCAAAAUUGAGCGACAAAAAGAUCACAGCUCCAGGAAGCACAGCAAGUUGCUUAUUAUCAGAGCUAAAGCUGCGAGCAAUCAUUGAUAAUUCACGUCAAAUUUGUAAGAUCAUUGAUGAGUUUGGGUCAUUUGACAAGUAUAUUUGGGGCUUUGUGAACCACAAGACAAUUGUCAACAAAUUCCGGUACCCCCGCCAGGUUCCAGUGAAGACUCCAAAAGCAGAUGUGAUAAGCAAAGACUUGGUUAGAAGAGGUUUCCGGAGUGUGGGGCCAACCGUGGUCUAUUCAUUCAUGCAAAUUGCUGGAAUAAUGAACGACCAUCUAAUUACUUGCUUCAGAUUCCAGGAAUGCAUUACCAUAGCAGCAGGGAUUGAAGUGGAUGGUAACAAAGCUAAAACUGAAGAGAAAGAAGCUGAGGACACGAUGGGCUCAGAAAUAACGAGGGCCAUGGAUAAGUUGAGUAUAUUAGAAGGAUGAAAUGAGGUUGCCCCUUGGCAGGUGAAUAUAAGCUUCUGUCACCUAUUUUCAUCCAUGUACAACCAUUCCUAGAUUGUUGGCUGCUCUGCUUGCUGAUGGUGGUGGUGGAAGGUAGGUUGUGUAUAAAGAAGAAGGCUAUGGAUUCUUGUGCAUCUUGGUUUGUAGAUUAUAGGAGGAGAAUUCUUUAUCGAUGAUUAUGAUGUUAGGGUAUGUAGCAGAGGAGCCUUCUGAGAUGGAUGUACACUUGUACAGUGAAAGGAUACCCAAGCAUAUUUUUCCUUUUUAAACACGUUAUCCUUUCUUUGAACCAUGGGCUGGGUUUCGUCCGUCCAAUGUGAAUCAUGUAAAUUAUUGUGGAUGCUCCAAUUUAUGAUGGCGAUGGAUCGAGGGACACGAGGGCCUCUCUGUUUCCUUU
This is a messenger RNA of Macadamia integrifolia, 2252 nucleotides long. Its product is annotated as probable GMP synthase [glutamine-hydrolyzing]. The transcript has 5 exons. Gene Ontology annotation, biological process: base-excision repair. The coding region runs from base 707 to 1837 and encodes 376 amino acids. Gene Ontology annotation, molecular function: DNA-3-methyladenine glycosylase activity. Lineage: Eukaryota; Viridiplantae; Streptophyta; Magnoliopsida; Proteales; Proteaceae. The record is from RefSeq and is a predicted model, not a curated record.